Messenger RNA from Thermochaetoides thermophila DSM 1495, 375 nucleotides. RefSeq lists its product as uncharacterized. The transcript is spliced from 2 exons. NCBI's taxonomy places the organism in Eukaryota, Fungi, Ascomycota, Sordariomycetes, Sordariales, Chaetomiaceae. Bases 1 to 375 code for a protein of 124 amino acids. The record is from RefSeq and is a predicted model, not a curated record.
AUGUCUGCCUGGCCUACCAAUAACUCCAACAAUCGCCCGCCUCGCGAAACGGGCUUCCUCGACGCCAGCAAUCUGCUUCCCGGGGUGUGCGCCGGGUGCGCCCGCAACUUUGAGCCAGCUAUGCAAGAAAUGACAGAGUCACUCAUCGACAUGCGCUCCGCGUUGGUACGCUUCUACCGCGCCAUGGACUACAUGCGUAAGAAUUUGAAGCCCGAGGCGAUGGUACACAAGCACCGUCUCGAAAUGUAUGAAAUGCAGAAGGAGAAUUCCAAGCUCCUUGAUCAGGUCAAGAAACUGAGGGAGGAGAACCGGCAUUUGAAGGAGCUCUUGGGGUGUCAGACGCACGGACAACAGGCCGAUGAGCCGAAGAAGUAG